Daldinia caldariorum is the source of this 2286-nucleotide messenger RNA. Its product is annotated as Neutral/alkaline nonlysosomal ceramidase. NCBI's taxonomy places the organism in Eukaryota, Fungi, Ascomycota, Sordariomycetes, Xylariales, Hypoxylaceae. The transcript has 5 exons. Bases 1 to 2286 code for a protein of 761 amino acids. Gene Ontology annotation, cellular component: extracellular region. Gene Ontology annotation, biological process: long-chain fatty acid biosynthetic process; sphingosine biosynthetic process; ceramide catabolic process. Gene Ontology annotation, molecular function: N-acylsphingosine amidohydrolase activity. The record is from RefSeq and is a predicted model, not a curated record.
AUGGCUCCGACGUAUGCCUCUAGACUUCCAACUUCGCGAAUACCAGUACUAGGUUUUCUAUCUUUGUUCUCUAUCUUAAUCAUAGGAACCUUAUUCGCAACCAAAUUUGGCGCUGUACCACGGCAGCACAGUUUCGGGUUUCGACAUGCGAAAAGCGUACAGGCGGCUAGCACGAAUACUCGAUGGGAAUCCAAGGCCAGGACGAAUGCAAAGGGGGAUAAGUAUCUGAUUGGAGUUGGGAAGGCUGAUAUAACCGGACCUGUGGUAGAAAUCAACUUCGCCGGAUACGCCGACCUCUCCCAGACCGGCACGGGUCUUCGCCAGCGCAUUUAUUCGCGGGCGUUCAUAAUCGGAGAUGUCGAUAACCCGAAUGAUCGAUUUGUAUAUCUGGUCCUCGACACGCAGUCUGGCGAUACAGCUGUGCGUUUCGGCAUCCUAGAUGGUAUUGCGGCGCUUGGCGACGACUAUGCCGUGUACGGUAGCGGUAACGUCGCGGUGACCGGGACGCAUGCCCAUUCCGGACCUGGAGCUUGGUUUAAUUACCUACUUCCACAGGUAACUAGUUUAGGAUUCGAUAAGCAGAGCUAUCAAGCCAUCGUUGAUGGAGCUGUCUUGUCGAUCAAAAGAGCUCACGAGUCUUUGGCCGAGGGUUACCUCGACUUCGGGGCGGUAAAUAUUACAGAUGGCAACCUUAGUCGGAGUCUAUACGCCUACUUGGCCAACCCUGCUGAAGAACGAGCCCAGUACGACGAUGAUGUCGAUAAAGAGAUGACCGUUCUCAAGUUUCAGCGUGCGUCUGACGGCAAAAACAUCGGUAUUCUAACUUGGUAUCCUGUCCACGGGACGUCGAUCUACCAGAAUAGCACACAUGUGGCCGGCGAUAACAAAGGAGUAGCGGAGGUCAUGUUCGAGAAAGCCAUGGAGGGUGAAGACUCAGCAGCUAGCGGAUUUGUCGCCGGCUUCUCCCAAGCAAAUGUCGGGGACACGACCCCUAACACGCUUGGCGCAUGGUGUGAUGAUGGAUCCGGCCAGCAAUGCAGCUUGGAGAAUAGUACGUGCGCAGACGGUAAAUCCCAGCACUGUCACGGGCGAGGACCCCUAUUUGACAAGCUCGAUUUUGGGAUUGCGAGUUGCUACGAGAUAGGAAAACGCCAGUACGACGGUGCUAGGUCGGUCUAUGACUUGUUCGGCACAUCCGGAACCCCUGUUGUAGGUUCAACAGUCAAGGCUUUUCACUUCUACCACGACAUGAGCUUUUGGAAAUUCCAGCUCGAGAAUGGCACCGAGGUCCAGACGUGUCCGGCUGCGCUGGGUUAUUCCUUCGCAGCUGGAACCUCGGACGGCCCUGGCGCUUUUGACUUUACACAGGGCGAUUCGGGCGAGCCGAGUGCCAGUCCCGUCUGGGAAGUAAUCAAGAGCUUGCUCCGGGCGCCAUCGCCCCAGCAGAAAGCGUGUCAGAGCCCCAAGCCUGUCCUCCUCGACGUAGGGGAGUUAUCCCAACCAUACCAGUGGAGUCCCAAUAUCAUCGACGUUCAACUGUUAAGAGUCGGACAAUUUGUUAUAAUCGUUAGCCCUAGUGAAGCGACCACUAUGGCCGGACGCAGAUGGCGCGCCGCGGUUAAGGCUGCUUCCACCGAUAUCGUCGAUACCGAGCCGAAGGUAGUUCUAGGCGGACCAGCGAAUACUUACGCACACUACCUGACCACACCGGAGGAGUACGGUAUCCAGCGUUAUGAAGGCGCGAGCACGCUGUUCGGCCAGUGGGAACUUGCCGCAUAUAUCAAUCUCACCGUCAGUAACAUCAAGUACCUGGCCCCUGACUCGUCAAGCUCGCCAGACCCAGGCCCAAAGCCGCCGGAUAACCGCAAGAGCAGCCUCAGUUUCAUAACGGGAGUCGUGCAGGACAACGCGCCACUGGGCAAGUCAUUCGGCGACGUGAUCUCGCAGCCCGCCGAGAAAUAUGCGCGCGGCGCCGUCGUCAACGCCACAUUCGUCGGCGCUAACCCGCGUAACAACUUGAGACUUGACGGUACGUUUACGGCUAUAGAGAAGCAAGAUGGAGACUCUUGGACACAGGUUAGGGACGACUCGGAUUGGUCGUUGGUAUAUACAUGGAAACGAACUGAUGCUGUUCUGGGAUAUAGCGAGGUUACUGUUAGCUGGGAGACAGAGUCGGAUGCCGAAGCAGGAACGUAUAGGAUGAAGUAUUAUGGAGAUAGGAAAGCUUUGAUCGGAGGAGCUAUUACGGCUUUUGAUGGGACAAGCAAUAGUUUUACACUUACGUGA